Messenger RNA from Doryrhamphus excisus (bluestripe pipefish), 6444 nucleotides. RefSeq names its product synapsin IIb (gene syn2b). The record is from RefSeq and is a predicted model, not a curated record. Gene Ontology annotation, cellular component: synaptic vesicle; synaptic vesicle membrane. Gene Ontology annotation, biological process: neurotransmitter secretion. Lineage: Eukaryota; Metazoa; Chordata; Actinopteri; Syngnathiformes; Syngnathidae. Gene Ontology annotation, molecular function: ATP binding.
UCCCUUCAGCAGCAUUCGGCUUGCAGGAAGUCAGGAGGCGGCAGCAGCAUCCAGAGUUUGAAAGGGGGAAAGAGCAGCAUCACUCACCCAAAAGGGGGCGACGCCACAUCUCUCUCUCUCUCUCUCUCUCUCUCUCUCAGACACACAAACAUACACAUGAAAUCGUGAGAAGCUCAGCAGGAGGAACACUUUGGAGAAUAGGGCUGAGUCCAUCGCUUCAUCCAUCCAUCCCUCCAUCGGUCUGAUAUGCUCUCUGUCAUUCAUCUAACCUCUAACCUUGCCUCGCCGUAGCCGUCUCCGCCUGCCUGCCCGUACGCGUGUGUGCUUUUGCCUCAUUCGACAACUAACCAAAAAGGAACCCAGACAGGAAGCUAGCCCCGCACUGCCAUCAUGAACUUCCUCCGCCGCCGCCUCUCGGACAGCAGCUUCAUGUCCAACCUACCCAACGGCUACAUGACAGACCUCCAGAGGCCGGACCCACCUGCGCCCCCUCCCCCGACUGCUUCAUCACCUUCCCAGCAGGGACCCCCCAUCACCUCCUCUCCGGCCCUGGUGCAAUCUCCCACCAAAGCUCCGACUCCAUCCCAGGUCCCGGCUAGCUCGCCGGCACCUCAGGAGCGGCGUCCGUCCCAGCAGGCUCAGCAGCCUCCACAGACUCAGUCCUCCUCCUCUUCUGGUGGUUCCUCAGGCUUCUUCAGCUCCUUCAGCUCCAUCACCAACGUGGUCAAGCAGACUGCUGCAUCUGCCGCAGGGUUUGUGGAGCAAUCGGCACCUUCUCCAUCGCUCUCUAAGAAGUUUAAGACCCUACUGGUUAUUGAUGAGCCUCAGCACGAGUGGGCCAAAGUAUUUCGGGGAAAGAAGGUUUUCGGGGAGUAUGACGUCAAAGUGGAGCAGGCUGAAUUCUCAGACAUCAACCUCAUUUCACAUUCAAAUGGAACUUGCAGCGUGGACAUGCAGGUCAUCAAGGGCGGGGCCAAAGCGGUCAGGUCCUUCAGGCCAGACUUUGUGUUGGUACGCCAACACGCCUUCAGCAUGGCUCAGAACGAAGACUUUAGGAACUUAAUCAUCGGUCUGCAGUAUGCCGGCAUCCCCUCUGUCAACUCGCUGGACUCCAUCUACAAUCUCUGCGACAAACCUUGGGCUUUUUCCCAGUUGAUCAACAAUCAAAAGAGGCUGGGUGCUGACAAAUUCCCUGUCAUUGAUCAGACAUUCUACCCCAACUACAAGGACAUGAUCACAACGCCAAGUUUCCCCGUCGUUGUGAAGAUUGGACAUGCUCACUCCGGAAUGGGAAAGGUUAAAGUGGACAAUGUGAGCGACUUCCAGGACAUUGCAAGCGUUGUGGCCAUCACUCAGACUUACUGCACAACAGAGCCGUUCGUAGACGCCAAGUACGACAUCAGGGUGCAGAAGAUAGGUGCUGACUAUAAGGCGUACAUGCGAACAUCCAUCUCUGGUAAUUGGAAAAGCAACACCGGCUCGGCCAUGUUGGAGCAAGUGGCCAUGACUGACAAGUAUAAGCUAUGGGUGGAUACCUGCUCAGAAAUCUUUGGUGGGCUGGACAUUUGCGCCGUCAAGGCCAUUUGUGGCAAGGAUGGCAAUGACUAUAUCACUGAGGUGGUGGGCUCGUCUAUGCAGCUGAUUGGUGAUCACCAAGCGGAGGAUCGCCAGCUCAUCUCUGAAGUGGUGUUGGCUAAGAUGAACCAAGCCUUGGCCACCAAGAUGUCUGGUGCUUCCCGGUCGCCCGCUCGUUCCCCUCAAGGCCAACAGAAGACGAGCGCUGCAGCGCCCCCUCAGAGUGCCAGCAAUAAAGACGGACCACCAGAUGCAAGCAGAACCAGCCAGCGUCCUCAACCGCAAGGGGCAUCCGCCAAACCACAAAGUGUGGAUCCAUCAUCAGAGACAGUUAAGCGAUCUUCUGAGCCACCACCAAAGCCCAACCAAGCCCAGAAAGCUACUCCGGGUCAAUCCCAGAAACCAACUCAGCCCCAGAAACCAAGUCCAGUCCAGAAGGCGGCCUCAGUGACAAAGCCACCCGUGCAGAGGCCUCCCCCCAUGACAAGAGCGCCAUCUGUAACUAAAUCCACUCCAGAUUCCAGCUCAACUCCUUCCAAAGCAUCUCCAUCUUCCCCUGCUAAGUCGGCAGCAGGUCCGGGUUCCCCCUCAGUUUCAGCUUCUGCGCCAGCGUCGGCUCCGACCACAGAGCAGCCCAAGCCCCAAGUCCCGGGAUCCCCCACACCAGCUCCCGGAAAGCCAAAGGAGCUGCCGCCAAAGCCCACGCCUCCCGCCAAACCCAUCCCUCCCGUUCGCAGGAACUCCAAGCCACAGCUGCAGCCAAAGCCACAAACUCCACCUCCACCCAGGGCGUCACCCAAACCACAGAUGACCGCCCCCCAGAACCCAGCACCUGCUGAGACCUCGGACAGCGCCUCCUCUGCCGCCUCCUCUCCUGGCCUGGCACAGGUACAGUCGCCAGCCAAAGCCAGCCAAUCACCGUCCAACAUCCAGUCUCCCGCUAAGGCCAAGGCUGCCUGUCCGCCCCAAAACCCUGAGUCAGAAACAGCCGCCGCCCCCGUUGAGACCCAAGAGGAACAGCCAGGAUCCCAGCCAAAAAGCCAUCCUCUGCUCAAUAAGUCCCAGUCACUGACCAAUGCCUUCAACGCCUUCAGCGACUCCUCCUUCUUCCGCGGAGUCUCCAGCUCCAGUGGGAGCGACGGCCAAGAAGAGGCCAAGGCCGAGACCAUUCGCAACCUCCGAAAGUCCUUCGCCAGCCUUUUCUCUGACUAGAACCCCUCACCCGACCCCCUACCACAUAUAGCUUCUGGCUUUCCACCAACACCCCUUUCUCUUUCCCUGUUGGCCAGCGAUGACUGACAUUUAAAUGUGAAGCAGUCUGAAAUGUGUGUGUUCAAUUUUAAAUGUACUCUGGUCCCUCCUCCUUCAUGUCAGCUUCUGGGUAGGAUGUUCAGUGCAUGCUGCUGUACCAGGAUAGAUGGAAUGACAGAGUUAUGUCGCUGAUAUACACUCCAAUAGAAUAGAAUAAAAUAGAGUACAAGAAGAGAAUAUUUAUUUUCCCACUGCACACUAAUCUAAACUAUAUAAAAAGUAUCAUACAGUGGAACCUCCAAGGUUCCAAAGUGUGAUGAUAACCAUUGAACAGGAAAUGGAACUUCUGUACUUGAACAGGAAGUACAUGUCUCACGAUAGCAGUACCUAUAAAACACCACCAGGUGCCAGUAUUGCUGAGCAAUCACAUGCUUGUCAAUCGUCUUCAAAUGAGAAGUAAUUUUGCUUUAUUGUUGUUUUAUUUUACUUCAGUGGUGUGAUGAUAACCAUUGAACAGGAAACGGAACUUCUGUACUUUAACAGUAAGUACAUGUCUCACAAUAGCAGUACCUAUAAAACACCACUGGGUGCCAGUAUUGCUGAACAAUCACAUGUUUGUCAAUCGUCUUCAAAUGAGAAGUAAUUUUGCUUUAUUGUUGUUUUAUUGUACUGCAAAAUCCCAUAGAAAAACAUUGACAAUAUAAAACUUUGGACUUUCCACUGUAUCAAAUACUACAGACAUAAUGUACAUAGAGUAUAUAUACAGUGAGCAUUAUUUAAUACAGAAAAAAGUAUAUAUAUAUAUAAAUGGGUAUAAGUCAGUGACAUAACUCUUAGAAAUCAUGAAGUGGCUGGAUUUAUACGCAUUUUAACCACUAGUGAUAUAUUUGAUGGUUUCCCUUGUGAUGCAGUAUUUUCGCAGUAAAUCGGUUUUUCGGUCCCUAUGUGAAUUUGUCGAGUAUGUGUUCCCGUGUAAAUCCAGCCGUGGUGUCUCGUCUUGGCGCCCUCUCCUGUCUCGACGUUCACUGUCCCGCAGUGUGACAGAACGUGUGUGUGUGUGUGUGUGAGUGUGUGUAUCUGUGUGUGUGUGUGUUCAUGUUGUUCUGCAUGGCUCGUCCGUGUGGCUCUCCAGUGACCUUUGGAGCUGUCUGAGCUUCUUCUAUCAGUGUUGACUUUAGCCUUCCGUUGCCUCUAUCCUUCUCUAGAUGUUGUAGCCUUAUUGUGUUUCACAGCUUUGUCGCUUAGCUGUGCAGACCUGAGUCCACUUGAAAUUCAUUCAUCUGCCGCAAAAAAGCAUGUGAAAGUCAUUCGCAGGGGCUGGGCGUCCGCCCCGGUGGAAGUGGGCCCUGUCAAGUAAAUGAAUGCAUUUCAAAGAGGAAAAGACACAUGUCUGUUGCUGUGAAUGUUGAUUUCUUGUUUCACCUGUGUGUAGAUCUUUCUACAGUAUUUGUCAUUUGUUGAUGAUGCCGUCAUAAAGAAGACAUUGAGACAGUAGUGCAAUAACACCCUGACAUGACUGUUGAGUGCCGUCACCCCCGUAUCCAUACAAAUAUGAUUGUUUAUCUGUUAAAACUUUCACAUUCCUUCAACUGGGAGACCCUUUCCAGGUUUUAACAGUAAGAAGACACACUUGUGUUCUGUUAUAAUCCAACACUUGCUUGUUCCCAGUGGUCAGGUGUUCACACCAGGCCAACUGGAACUGGAUUAAAACAGACUAAAUUGUGCUAGUGUGAAAGCACCCUGUAAAAGUGGAAUUGUUUUUAAUUUAAAAAAAAGGACCUACAGUAGAUUUUCCUUUGGUCUGGGGUCACUGUGUUCACACCAGACCAAAACGAACCAAAACUGGAUUAAAACAGAGUCAAACACAGCCUGGAUGUUUGGUUUUGUUUUGCUUUGGUCAGGUGACACUGUGUUCACGUGACACCAAAAUGAAACCAGAACUAGAUUAAAACAGACCAAAGUGUGUCAGAGUGAAAGCACCUUGAGUAAAGUGAAUAGAACUGGAUUUAAACUGACUAAAUUGUGCUAGUGUGGAAGUACCCUUUCGUAGGGGUAUAGUUCUGUGAAGUUCUGGGUGUUUUCCUUUGGUCAGGUGUCACUGUGUUCACACCAGAACAAAACUAACCAAAACUGGAUUAAAACAGGCAAGAUCAUGCCAGUAUAAGCUCCCUUUAAGAGUGGAUUAGUUUGGAAUGAAACACAGCCUGGAUGUUUGGCUUUGUUCCGUUUCGCUUUCGUCAGGUGACACUGUGUUCACAUGACACCAAAUGAAACUAGAACUAGAUUAAAACAGAUCAAAGUGUGUCAGAAUGAAAGCACCCUAAGAAAAGUGAAUAGAACUGGAUUUAAACUGACUAAAUUGUGCUAGUGUGGAAGGAUUCUUUCAGAUUGGGAUAGUUCUGAGUAGUUCUGGGUGUUUUCCUUUGGCCAGGUGUCACUGUGUUCACACCAGACCAAAACGAACCAAAACUGGAUUAAAACAGACGAGAUCAUGCCAGUGUAAGCCCCCUUUAAGAGUGGAAUAGUUUUGAAUCAAAGACAGCCAGACAGCCUGGAUGUUUGGUUUUGUUCUGUUUCGCUUUGGUCAGGUGACACUGUGUUCACAUGACACCAAAUGAAACGAGAACUAGAUUAAAACAGAUGCUAGUAUAAAUGUACCUUUUUAACGAUUAAAUAGUUCAGAAUAAAAACAGCUUGGGUGUUUUCCUUUAGUCAGGUAUCACUGUCUUCACACUAGACCCAAACUGGAUUAGAAUGGACUAGUGUGAAUGCACCCUUUACAAGUGGUAUAGUAUUGAUUAAAAGACAGCCUAGGGUGAUUUCGUUUGGUUAGGAGUCACUGUGUUGACAUCAGACCAAAAUGAACUAGAACUAGAUUAAGACGAAAUCAUGCUAGUGUAAAUGUACCUUUUUAACAUUGAAAUAGUUCUGAAUAAAAAACAGCUUGGGUGUUUUCCUUUAGUCAGGUAUCACUGUCUUCACACUGGACCCAAACUGCAUUAGAAUGGACUAGUGUGAAUGCACCCUUUAUGAGUGGUAUAGUAUUGAAUAAAAGAGAGCCUGGAAAGCAUCCCGACCUGUCAACUUAUAUUCGUCAUGUUGCCAAUAAGUAACCUUAUUGUAUGUAUGAAUGUUUAUUAUAUGUAUGGAUGGAUGUAGUGUAUGUACAGAUGGGUGACAAAGAAAAUAUGAAACAGCCAAGAAAAAUAAUAAAUGCGGACGUAUCUGGUAGUUACUGAUAAAAAUAACCACCCCCGGCCGCUGUUAUUGUGUUAUUUAUUGUUACCACCGUGGACAUAGUAGAAAACUUCCCUUUAAAGAUAAUCCAAACUUUCCCCUCGCCUUACUGAUGAGUUGAUUAUGUUGGUUGUAACUUUCACUUGUCACCCAUCUGUAUGUGCCAUCUCAGGAGGGGAUUUUUUGGUAAUAAAUCGAUUUAUUUAUUUUUUAGAGGCUCCAUAUUUACGGUAUAGUUGUAAAAAAAAAAAAUGUUUUUUGUUUUGUAGUGUGUUUAUAUUUGUACCGCAUCCGCGCUUUGCAUGAUCUGGUGAGUGACGAUGCUUUAUUUUAAUGUACAGAGUAAAAGUUAAUAAUAAAGGUGUGCUCCAUCAUUCCAAA